Molecule: messenger RNA, 3562 nt
Organism: Bursaphelenchus xylophilus (pine wood nematode)
Lineage: Eukaryota; Metazoa; Nematoda; Chromadorea; Rhabditida; Aphelenchoididae
Source: the annotation of a GenBank genome assembly
AUGAGCUUCGAGUCUGUGAAACGGAAAAUUCAAGUCGGAGGAAAGGAUUUUAACUACUUUUCUCUCAAGGAUCUCAACGAUUCCAGAUAUGGUAAAUUAUUGGCCAAGUUUUUGAUUUUUCGUCGAAAAAUCAAUAAAAAUUAGAAUAAAAAUAAAUUUUUUAUCAGGGGAAGUGAAGGAACAUGUGCUGUUUUGAUUAAAGAUCAAAGCGUACAGCUAUUUCUCUCCUGUUUACCUGUUUUCGUCCUUUUUUAUCUAAAAAAACAACCUUUGGAAAGAGUUGUGAGAAAAUUGGUCUAUGAUGUAUAAUAUUUUCAGAGAAGCUUCCUAUUUCCAUUAAGUACUUGCUGGAGUCGGCUGUGCGAUGCUGCGAUGGGUUUCACGUCAACAAAUCGGAUGUGGAAACAAUCCUAAACUGGGAGUCCAGCCAAAAGAAUGGCGUCGAGAUCCCGUUCCGACCGGCUAGAGUGCUUCUCCAGGACUUUACGUAAGUUUUUGACACAAUUUUGUUUCAAUUUUCAUAGGGAUUAAGGCGAUAUUGGCAAUUAUUUUAUACUUUAUACCUAAAAUUUGUAUUUUUAAGUGGUGUUCCUGCUGUUGUGGAUUUGGCGGCUAUGAGAGAUGCCGUGAAGGAUCUAGGAGGAAAUCCCGAGGUUAUCAACCCAAUUUGCCCGGUGGAUCUUGUUAUUGACCAUUCCGUUCAAGUCGAUAAUUAUGGAAAGUAAGUAAUUAGGGUAAUAUCGAAAUAAGCUUUUCUGUUCUGUUUAAAUCGUCUUUUUUUAGUCUCGAAGCGUUGAAGAAGAACCAGGACAUUGAAUUUGAGCGUAACAAGGAGAGAUUUAACUUUUUGAAAUGGGGAGCCAAGGCUUUCCGCAAUCUGAGAAUUGUCCCGCCCGGAUCUGGAAUUGUUCAUCAGGUAAACCUCGAAUAUCUGAGUCACACCGUCUUCUUCGAUGAAGACAAUUCUCUAAUCUACCCCGAUUCUGUUGUUGGAACCGAUUCUCACACUGUAAGUCGAGUUUUGAGCAUUGUGUUGGACCUGAAACAUCUCCGUAUGUUUCCGGUUUUUUGCUGGUUGUGUUUUGUGUGAAUUAAGUUAGUAUUCGUAUGUUUUAGACUAUGAUUGAUGGUUCCGGAGUUCUGGGAUGGGGAGUUGGUGGAAUCGAAGCCGAAGCCGUGAUGCUUGGCCAGGCAAUUUCCAUGGUGAUUCCAGAGGUCGUUGGAUAUCGAUUGAUUGGUCAUUUGCCGCCCGAAGCAACGAGUACUGACUUGGUGUUGACCAUCACACAAGUAAGUCAUGUUUGAUGGUUUGAAAAUUUAUUUUAAUUACAUUUUUCUCAAGUAUAAUAUAAAUUUGGCCUUAUUUUUGGUUUUCAACUCGGAUUUUUUGAUGUUAGUGUCAAUUCUGUUUCAGAAUCUCCGCAAGCUCGGUGUUGUCGGCAAAUUUGUCGAGUUCUUCGGCUCUGGAGUUACCUCGUUGAGCAUCGCUGAUCGAGCUACAGUCGCCAAUAUGUGUCCAGAAUACGGAGCAACUGUUGGAUUCUUCCCGGUUGAUAAGCGAACAAUACAAUAUUUGAGCCAGACUGGUCGCGAUCCCCAAAAAUUGGAAGUAAUGGUGGAAUAUUUGAAGAGAAAUGGGCUUUAUGUUGACUUUGAGGAUGACAGUUUUAGCCCCAAUUACACUCAGGUAAAAUUUGCUAGAUUUUGCAUUGGAAGUUAUGGAUGAUGUAAUAGUAAUGGUCUGAUUGAAUUUUAGGUCAUUGAAUUGGACCUUUCAACAGUCAAAUCUUGCCUCAGCGGCCCCAAACGUCCUCAUGAUCGAGUCCCUUUGACCUCCCUAAAGCAAGAAUUCUUGACCGGACUCACCGAAAAAGUCUCGUUCAAAGGCUUCGGCCUCUCCCCUGAGGCUGUCUCGAAGUCUGUGAAGGUUGCGUUGGACGGGGAAUCUUAUGACAUUAAACAUGGAUCAGUUGUGAUCAGUGCGAUUACGUCUUGCACCAACACCAGUAACCCUUCAGUUAUGCUUGGAGCCGGUCUUUUGGCCAGAAAUGCUGUCAAAAAGGGGUUGAAAGUCCCAGGAUACGUCAAGACCAGUCUCAGUCCGGGAAGUGGAGUAGUCACCAAGUAUCUACAAGACAGUGGAUUGUUGACUUACCUCGAGCAAUUGGGCUAUUACAUUGCUGGAUAUGGAUGCAUGACCUGCAUUGGCAAUUCUGGCCCUUUACAAGACGAACUGGCGCAGGCAAUCGAUGAAAAUGACCUUGUUGUAGCAGGUGUCUUGUCUGGAAAUAGGAAUUUUGAAGGAAGAAUUCAUCCAAAUGUCCGUGCCAACUACUUGGCCAGUCCCCCACUGGUUGUAGCCUACGGGCUGGCUGGAACUGUGAACAUUGAUUUUGAAAACGAACCCAUCGGACAAGGAACGGAAGGCCCGGUGUACCUCAGAGAUAUAUGGCCAACUCAUGAGGAAGUCGCGAGCUUUGAGGAGAAUUAUGUGAAGCCCCAAUUCUUCAAGGAAGUCUACGCUAAUAUCCAAAAGGGCAGCGAACAAUGGCAAGCGUUGACCUGCGCAGAGAGCUCACUUUAUUCAUGGGAUCAGAACUCAACUUACAUCAAAAAAGUCCCAUUCUUCGACGGAAUGGUAAGAUUUUGCGGGGAUUUGAUUGGAAGUAGAAGAAGAAUUUAUAAAGAUACUAUGGAAUCAUAAAAUUUUGGCAAAGGCCUUUAUUGUUACAUGAAAUUUCUUUUCAGACCAACGAGCUGCCCCCAGAAACCCCCAUCAAAGAUGCGUAUGCUCUAUUGAAUCUGGGAGACUCCGUAACCACCGAUCAUAUUUCCCCGGCUGGUUCAAUUAGCAGAGUAAGCCCUGCGGCCAAGUAUCUUGCCUCCAGAGGGACUCAGCCCAGGGAUUUCAAUACUUACGGAGCUAGAAGAGGCCAUGAUGAAGUCAUGGCCCGAGGCACAUUCGCCAACAUACGAUUGGUUAACAAGUUGGUGACUAAAGUUGGCCCUCAGACUCUACACAUUCCAUCCGGACAGGUUUUGGAUGUGUUUGAUGCCGCUAUGAAAUAUAAGGAACAAAGUGAGUGAAUAGGUUGACUUUGAUAAUAUAAUAAUUUUUUGGGGUUUCCGAUGUAUUUUGAUAGUUUUUUUUGAAAAUUGUGAUGUCUUUUGAAUUUCAGACCUUCCAAUUAUUAUCCUGGCCGGCAGAGAGUACGGAAGCGGCUCAUCCAGGGACUGGGCCGCCAAAGGUCCGCUUCUCCAAGGAGUCCGAGCUGUCAUCGCCGAAUCCUUCGAAAGAAUUCAUCGCUCAAACUUGGUGGGAAUGGGUAUUAUACCUCUACAAUUCCUCGAGGGCCAAAACGCCGAUUCUCUUGGAUUAACGGGCAAAGAAAAGUUUACAAUUAACAUCCCAGCCAAUGUAAAACCAGGCGAGAAGAUCAAAGUCCAAGUGGACGGAGGCAAUGAUUUUGAAGCCAAAUUCCGCGUUGAUACCGAGGUCGAGCUAACCUACGUUCGUAACGGAGGCAUUCUUCAAUAUAUGAUCCGAAAAUUGUCCGCCUAA